AUUUCGGUCCAAAAAAGAAAAAAAAAUCCAGAUUGUAUAUAUUUUCUCGACUCAACAUUCCAGAUUGUAUUGAUGUUUAUAUUUAAUGAUGAUAUUUAUACAUCGGUUUUCAUAGAGUAUAUAAUUGCCUUUUAUAGCUAGUACAACAAAUUUUGUUUGUCCUAAAAUAUAUUAUGAAAUAGUCAAAACUUAGCACCCCAAAUACAAAUAGAGAAGAGGUCCUCUCCUCCUCCUCCUCCUACUAUCACCAGCGCGUGGAUCAACACCACCAUAACCGCCACCGACUUUCAAAAUCUCUUACAUUUACCACACAGACAAAAUAGGGAAGUUAAAUAAACGUUAAUAUGAAUAGCGUACGCGCCACGCUAAUAAACAAAUCAAUUUAACAUACCAGAACAGCGAUUGGGAAAUUUGGAUGAAUUGAUUUUGGUGAAUGAGUGAGCGAGUUGACUCAGAGCGAGAUGUACUCGCCAAUAACUCAGCAAGCAUGGAAUGCAGUUUUGAACUGGUUGGGAUUGUUGUUCCAAACAUUUUCUCAUAUUAUUGGAUCCUUCGCGCAUUAUCCUUUACUCUCUUUUUCUUCUCAUUCUUCCUUCGAUUCUCUACCAACUCUUGAUCAUGAUUCCGCUCUUCAAAUUACCUCCCAUGCAGAUCAUCGUCCACUUCAAAAACUCACGGUAGUGCUUGACUUGGAUGAAACACUUGUAUGUGCAUAUGAGACACCGGGUUUGCCAGAAACACUACGAACUCAAGCAACUCAAGCUGGUUUAAAUUGGUUUGAGCUCGAAUGCGUAUGUUCUGACAAGUUAGUAGAAGGAAAACCAAUAAUCAACUACGUUACAGUCUUUGAACGCCCCGGAUUGAAAGAAUUCUUAAGGCAACUUAGUGAAUUUGCUGACCUUGUUCUGUUUACUGCUGGUCUUGAAGGUUAUGCUAGACCCCUUGUUGACAGAAUAGACACAGAAAAUCGGUUUAGUCUACGACUUUAUCGUCCUUCAACAGUUAGCACCAAACACCGGGAACAUGUAAAAGAUCUUAGAUGCAUAUCAAAGGAUCUAUGUCGCAUUGUUCUUGUAGACAACAAUCCCUUCAGCUUCUUAUUGCAACCAGACAAUGGAAUUCCAUGCACCUCAUUUUCUGCUUGGAAACCACAUGACACACAGCUUCUUGAUGUUAUUCUUCCACUUCUGAAGAACCUCUCUGACCAGAAAGAUGUUAGACACGUGCUCAAUGAAAAGUACCACAUGCCAGAAUGGUUCAAACAGCAAGGGACUCCAGUUCCUAGUUGACAGCAAUGUAUAUUAUUGUUAUCAAUUUGUUCCCGGAGCGUCUAAAGGCUUCAAAUGCUGCUUCUUGAAUUUAAAUCAACUCCUCAUUUAUACAUGUAGAUCACUAGAAUUUUGAUUCUUGUUUAAGGUUUAUAUGUUCCGGAGUGGCCACAAGACGGCCCAAACUUUGUGUAGUUUGUUGCAGCUAGUGUUAUGAGAAACAUUGAUAUAUCUUGUUCGUAUCUUA
Messenger RNA from Cicer arietinum (chickpea), 1515 nucleotides. RefSeq lists its product as uncharacterized. NCBI's taxonomy places the organism in Eukaryota, Viridiplantae, Streptophyta, Magnoliopsida, Fabales, Fabaceae. The record is from RefSeq and is a predicted model, not a curated record. Gene Ontology annotation, molecular function: phosphatase activity.